Molecule: messenger RNA, 2090 nt
Organism: Cryptococcus amylolentus CBS 6039
Lineage: Eukaryota; Fungi; Basidiomycota; Tremellomycetes; Tremellales; Cryptococcaceae
Exons: 5
Coding region: 134-1315 (393 amino acids)
Source: RefSeq, a predicted model, not a curated record
GCGUGAUUGGUCGUGGAGAUGGCGUCGCCCUCAACUGAGACCCUCGUUAGCAAUGUCGUCUGGUCGCCGCUGAUACUCUUUGUCUUUGCAUCUCAUCAAUACUGUCAAGCAAGGAAUCAAUACUCACCUUUUUAUGGUCGGCACCAGCUCAAAGCAAAACACAGGGGAAGAGGAGGGUUUGUUGAGUGGUGAUUGGGCCGAGGGUCAUCGUAACCCAAACGUAACAAUCGCAGAUGGGCAGCGUGGCAACGAAAGACAAAGGGGUGAAGUCGACGACUCUCAAGAUGACGAUAGAAAAGCAUACACUCUCGUCCAGGUCGACCCUCCCGGCGCCUCCUCUAGCAGCACCUACCCGCCUCCCGCUACUACCGAGCAGAUGAUCACCCAAUGGGUCGAUUCCCAGGUCACCUACUCCGAGAUCUGGCCUUUUCGCCAGCGCGUCAUCUACGCCGUCCUAUCCCUGUACUGCAUCAUCGCGGAGAUUGCUCCAGCGGUCACACUUGGGGAGUGGGGCUGGGGUGUGUUUUUCUUGUGGAUUGCUACCUCGCUGUUAUUCCUCUUGGGGCACCUCGGGGUCAGGAAGGGGAGAGCAGCAGCGCUGGAAUCUGUCAACCUUGUCGCCGAGAGGAUGCGUUCUCUGAUGUACACCGCUCAGGAGAGUCGGGAUAAUGAGAUUCUCGAAUUCUUGGACGACAAAGACAUCUCCCCUCCACCUUUCUCACCGAUACCCCCAUCGAUACUCCUUUUCGCCAACAACCACAAAUGUCAAUUCGACGCAAAUGUCGGACUGGGCAUUUCCAUCUUACCCUUCUACGUGGUCUUCACAUUCCAAAUGAGCCGCAUAUUGGUCAAUUUUGACCCCGCGGCGCCUUUUGUUAUCAAUUUCAUAUUGGAACCUAUCCUCGUCAUUCCCUUGUUCAUAUACGCCAACCAAGAUCCUCAUGAUCACCUGUGCGGAGGGCUGGACAAGGACGGAGCGAAGCUGCAAUGGGCGUGGCACAAGAAGCACUUCCAAUGGUGGGGCACCAAGGCAGUCAAAGAUGCCUUACAGCCGGACGCUAUCUCUUCGCUCAAGAAAGCUACCGCACCACACGACGGGUCCAACUCUUCAUCUUCCACCACCACCGCGCCAGCUAGCGAUGUUUCGUCACUUUCUAUGGACGUACUACAGCAAGAGCUGCAAAAGAGGAUGGAGGACGUGAACAUUGUCGUCGACGAGCUUCAGAGAAAAAUGAAAGAAGGCGAUGAGGCUCGGAGGGCUUACAUGGCGUUAUCUGGUACCAAUAGUAAUCAAAUCCCCCCCUCCUAUGACUGAACAGUGGCGGAAGACUGGGGGCGAAAGUACAUGUGAUUAUAAUUCUGCUUCCGACUCUACCUCUCCCUCCCCCCGACCACGACGAGCCCUACGUUCCAGCCUGAGCCGAAGACUUUGACAUCUCCGUGGUUGAUCCUGGGCUCGCUACCGUGAACGCGGCCCUCAAACCCCGCGGACAAUCGUUCCGCUGAGGCCGAUCACGACAAAGAGACCGAGCCCGAGUCUACUCUCGCACCUCCACAAGGAGAAGUGGAGCCUGAAGAUCCGUUUCUUAGCACGAUAUCAUCCGAAUCUUGUAGUCGGAUCACCUUUAAAGGGUUGGACGGAGAUCAGUAUCUCAUCUUUCCUUCUCGCCAUGCGACGAGUUCCCUUAUCAAGAAUACCUCCGCUGGAGGAGAAGAAAACGCUGAGACGGGUGUGCAAUAUCUAUCACUGGGCACAAUGAACGGUAGCAACGAGUGGAUCAGCACUUGGAAUGAUGGUCCAGGACUCAAGAUCGACAUUAAGUAGUCGGCAAGCGAUACGUGUACCCAGGUAAGAGUCAAUAUCUCAGGCGCGUUCUGUAGAGAUUAGCCAGAGAUUGGCAGACUGAUCGUACCCUUAGCUCGACGCGUACAUGAGGAGAGCUCGACGCGUAUCUGUAUCUUCUGUAUAGUGAUCGUAUCUCUAGUCUCGUACGACCUUGUCAUCGUACUUAGUAGAAAGAAGUAAGUUGACAUCGCGUUUCUUAUGAAUCAUUUCAAAAGACGGGGUGUUUUGCGACGUGUCCUAUCAU